Molecule: messenger RNA, 5967 nt
Organism: Cavia porcellus (domestic guinea pig)
Lineage: Eukaryota; Metazoa; Chordata; Mammalia; Rodentia; Caviidae
Gene: Nup133
Product: nucleoporin 133
Exons: 26
Coding region: 111-3575 (1154 amino acids)
Biological process (GO): protein import into nucleus; transcription-dependent tethering of RNA polymerase II gene DNA at nuclear periphery; poly(A)+ mRNA export from nucleus
Cellular component (GO): nuclear pore outer ring
Molecular function (GO): structural constituent of nuclear pore; protein binding
Source: RefSeq, a predicted model, not a curated record
CGUCAUCUUUAUGCGCCUUCCCGCCUCUUGAGUGUUCAAGCUCAUGGCGCGCGAGGACUGAGCUACUUUGGACCCUGCCCUAGCUCGUUCGCCGCUAGCUCCCCGCGAUCAUGUUCCCGGGCAUCCCUUCCCCACGGACCCCGGGUCCUGGAUCCCGAAGGCUUCCACUGGUCGGAAUUGGGCCGAAUUCAACGCCCCGUGCGGCAAGCCGGAGGGGGCAGUCCUUGGGUUCUGCGGUCUUCUCUCCGGUGCUUUUCUCUCCCGUAUCACGGCGCAGCUCUCUCAGUUCGCGAGGAACUCCUACACGGAUAUUACCACACCACUCCAUAACUGAGACUGUGAACUAUGAUGUGAGAACAGUUGGAUCAUCUCUUCCUGUUAAGGUCAUGGAAGCCCUAACAUUAGCGGAGGUUGAUGACCAACUGUCUGUCCAUAUCGAUGAAGGUGGAUGGGCCUGCCUGGUCUGCAAGGAGAAGCUUCUUGUUUGGAAGAUCAUGCUGUCCUCUGUCACCAAGCUAUCUGUUUGCAAAGAACUUCAGCUACCGCCUAGUGACUUCCACUGGAGUGCUGACCUGGUGGCUGUCUCUUACUCUGCUGCCUCAGGUGAAGCACAUUCUGUUCAGGCUGUUGCUGUCAUGGUUGUCACCAGAGAAGGAUCUAUCCGCUACUGGCCAAGCCUGGCUGGGGAGGACACCUUCACAGAGACUUUUGUGGACCUGGGAGGUGACAGGAUGUGCAGAUUCCUAACAGCAGUGCAGGGAGGAAGUUUCAUCUUGGCCUCUGUGGGAAGUCAGCUAAUUCGGUUGAUACCUGAAGGCUCUGGAAAGAUUCAUCAGCAUGUCUUGCCACAGGGGCAAGGGAUGCUGUCAGGAAUUGGUCGAAGGGUUUCUUCCCUUUUCGGAAUUUUGUCUCCUAGUAGUGAUCUCAUACUUGCAGGUGUUCUCUGGGACAGAAGAAGGUCGAGCUUCUACAGCCUGACGAACUCAAAUGUCAAUAGAUGGGAACUGGAUGAUUCCUCAGAAAAGCUAACAUACAGUUGGGACUUAAACAGAGUUCUGAAGGAAAAUAUCACCGAUGCCAUUUGGGGAUCUGAAAGUAACUAUGAAGUUAUUAAAGAAGGGGUCAACAUUCAGUAUUUGGACUUGAAGCAAAACUGUGAUGGGCUCCUGAUUUUGGCAGCAGCAUGGCAUCCAGCAGAUAGUCCUUGCCUCGUCUAUUACUCUCUGAUAACAGUAGAAGAUAAUGGUUGCCAGAUGUCAGAUGCAGUUACUGUGGAAGUCACGCAGUAUAACCCACCUUUUCAGUCUGAAGACCUAAUUAUGUGUCGGUUGAUGGUCCCUGACUUCUCAAACCAGGCUGCCUAUCUGUACACCGAAAGUGCUGUCUAUGUAUGCUCCACAGGAACUGGGAAAUUUUCUCUUCCUCAGGAGAAAAUUGUCUUUAGUGCACAAGGAGAUGGCAUUUUGGGUGCUGGCUCCUGUGGCAGUGUUCCCAUCCUCUUCUCCAGAAACAGUGGCCUGGUAUCCAUCACGUCAAGAGAAAGUGUGUCCCUCUUAGCAGAAGACAUGGAAGAAUCCUUGGCUUCUUCAAUCACUGGACCAGGCAAUGAGAGUAUGGUGUUUGAGACUACAAAGAAUGAAACCAUAGCACAAGAAGAUAAAACAAAGCUGCUAAAAGCUGCCUUUCUGCAGUACUGUAGGAAAGAUUUGGGUCAUGCUCAAAUGAUGGUGGAUGAGCUAUUUUCUCACUCCGAUUUAGAUUCUGAUGCUGAAUUAGACAGGGCUGUCACCCAGAUCAGUGUCGACUUGAUAGACGACUAUCCGGCUUCUGAUCCACGGUGGGCUGAAUCUGUCCCUGAAGAGGCCCCUGGGCUCAGCAACACCUCACUGAUCAUUCUUCACCAGCUGGAAGACAAGAUGAAAGCCCACUGUCUCCUCAUGGACUUCCUUCACCAAGUCGGCUUGUUUGCGCGCCUGGACACUUCUCCAGUUCGAGGAACACUGAUGGCAACUCGGCUGCUGCUGUGUGAGCAUGCAGAAAAGCUGUCGGCCACCAUCGCUCUCAAGAACCACCACUCACGACUGCCAGAUCUCGUGAAUGCGGCCAUUCUGAUUGCUCUGAACAAGAGGGAGUGUGACAUCCCAGGCAGCCUGACUCCCGCAGACGUCUUCUUUCGUGAGGUGUCCCAGGUGGAUACCAUCUGUGAGUGUCUGCUGGAUCAUGAAGAGCAAGUUCUGAGGGAUGCACCGCUGGACUCUGUCGAAUGGGCCGAGGUGGCAAUCAAUGUCAACACUAUUCUCAAGGAUAUACUGCAAGCUGCUAGUUACUAUCGCCAAAACAGAAGCUCCUUGUAUAGAAGACAAGAACCACCAAGAAAAGAGCCUGAGUACAUUCCAUGGACAGCAACCAGCAGUCCUGCAGGUGUCCGAACAGCAAUCAUCCGCCAGCACGGAGUCAUCCUGAAGACAGUUUAUCCUCAGGUGGACAGCCACCUCCGGAACACCUUGACAGAGCAGCUGGUCACGCUGAUUGACUGCUUCCUGGAUAGUUACGUUUCACAGUUGAAGUCCCUAGACAAGUCUAAUGAUCAAGAAAGAUAUGACAACCUCGAAAUGGAAUACCUGCAAAAAAGAUCAGAACUCUUGUCUGCUCUGCUCACUUUAGGUCAGUACCCUUGUGCUGCUUCUCUAGCAGAGAAGUACUGUGACUUUGACAUCUUGGUACAGAUGUGCGAGCAGAUGGACAACCAGACCAGACUGCAGCGCUACAUGACCCAGUUUGCUGAUCAGAAUUUUUCAGACUUUCUCUUCCGUUGGUACCUGGAAAAGGGAAAGCGGGGCAAAUUAUUAUCUCAGCCCUUGUCUCAGCACGAACAGUUGGCAAAUUUUUUGCAAGCUCAUGAGCACCUCAGCUGGUUACAUGAAAUUAGUAAUAAAGAAUUAGUAAAGGCUCACGCAACACUUCUGAGUUUGGCAAAUAUGGAAACUCGUUACUUUGCAAAGAAAAAAACUCUUCUUGGCUUAAGUAAAUUGGCUGCUUUAGCUUCAGACCUUUCAGAGGAUGCACUGCAAGAAAAAAUUGAAGUGAUGGCGGAACAGGAGCGUUUCCUGCUGCACCAGGAGACCCUGCCCGAGCAGCUGCUGGCUGAGAAAGAGCUGAGCCUCAGCGCCAUGCCAGUGCUGACCGCGCCGCAGCUCAUCAGCCUGUACAUCUGUGAUGAAAAUAGAAGAGCUAAUGAAUAUGAUUUUAAGAAAGCUUUGGACUUGCUAGAAUAUAUUGAUGAGGAAGAAGAUGUGAAUAUAAAUGACCUCAAACUGGAGAUCCUUUGCCGAGCUCUGCAGAGAGAUAACUGGUCUAGCUCAGAUGGAAAAGGAGAUCCAAUUGAAGAGUCUAAAGGCAGUAUAUUUGUGAAAAUCUUACAGAAACUUUUAAAAGACGGCAUUCAGCUCAGUGACUACUUGCCGGAAGUGACUGACCUGCUGCAAUCUGAUCACCUGGGAAACCUCAAGUCCAACCCAUACUUUGAGUUUGUUUUGAAAGCAAAUUAUGAGUAUUAUGUCCAGGGGCAAAUGUAAUUUUCUGUAGAUAUAGAAUUGUUUCUAAAAGUUAAAAAUAUUAGGCCUUAAACAACAAGAAGUUGACACCAUUUUAUGUUUGCAGAUGAGGUUUUUUGUUUGGUUGGUUGGUUUUGUUUUUUGGUACUUGGAAGUUAAUAUUAAAUAAUUAUGUAACUAUAACUUUGGUUUUUAGUUACAUGAAUUUUUCUCUGCCUUUUUCUAGCUCAAUUUUGUCAGCUGUUUUUAAACUUGCUGCCCUUUUUCCCAUAAGUUCUGUACUUCUUGUCCUGGCUGUUGGUGUGCACAAAUCACUUCUAGGUCUCAAAUGUUUUUGUCAUUUUUAAAAUUAUGGCCAGGGGUAUGGCUCAGUGGCACAGCAGCUGCCUGGCAAUUAUGAGGUCCUGAGUUCAAUUCUUGGAACCAAAGAAAUAAAUAAAAAUUAUGAAAUUGCCUAAGAUGUCUCUGAAAUUGCUGUGAUGCUGAAUAUUGUGUACCUGUCUGAGGCACUUAGCAUCUGUUUUGCUUGAGACCAGUGGGAAAUGUGUGUCUAGCAAGAUAAAUGUAAAGAUUUACAGACAUUUUAUAAGGCAGAAGAAACAAAACAGAGUGGGGCUCAUUCUUGUGGUUUUGAUAACUGAUUAACUUUUCUACAUAAAUACUGAAUAGUACUAACAAAGCGCUUUAGUGGAUAAAGUAUGUAUGUGGCUUCUCACCUUCCUGUAAUUGUCUUUGAGGUUAAUUGCACAGCACCAUGUGAGUUACAGUGUCUUGGGCCUGGGAUACCCUUCAGGUGUAAUGUAUUUUCACAAUUUUUGCUGAGUUCUAGUUCCACCACAGUUGGCCCUAGUCACAAGUAUGUGUAAUGUUAGAAACUACUGUAGAUUAUCCUUACAUGGGUACUGCAAAGUAAUGUUCCCUCAAAACUUACUGUCCUACCAGUCAUUACUCUGUUAUCUGACCUUAAAUAAAAAGAUUAGGGCAGCAGCUGGCAUACUUACACUUUGGCCAAAUCAGUGAUUACUAACUGCCUUACACAGUGCAGAAGGUCAGAAGUUAAACCUGGUGAUUGGUCAGACUUCUGAGCCCUCCUCUUGUGCCCUCAUACCUGGGACUUCCAGAUCAGCUCUUGACUUGUUUGAAAGAAUAGGUUAUGGAGCUGUUUUUUUAACCAGAGAAGGAAGUUAGCAGCCUAGGCCUUGACUUAUUGGGAAGAAUAGGUUGAUGGAGCUGUUUCUCUUAACCAAAGAAGAAAGUGAGGCACCCGGUCGUCUAUUCAUCAAAGAAUUAGGUAUGACUUUGCAUAAAUCAAGGAAUCAUAGUCACUCCUGGUAACACGUGACAGAUUCCUUUGAAAGGUGUGUGUCUUUGGGCACAGCUGAGUUCCACUGGGGCCUUGAGUGAUAGCAACAAGGUGUUGCUCUUGACUCUGAGCAGAGGAAAGGCAGCAGUAGCCACGAACUGACCUCAGAGGCUCGGUGCUGACUCUAGAGCCUUAGGGACACAGGCCCUGACCUAGUGUGGAGCUGAGACAAGUUUUCAAGACUGAAAGAUGUUUCUCCUCUUACCAGGACUCUGGGCCUUCUGGAGAGGUUUGGGGGUGUCUAUAAGAACGGGCUAUGGUCUGGAAGGCUAGCUCGCUGGCAUUGUGUGCUGCUGUGUCCCAUGCACAAGGCACGUUGAUGUCACCUCAGAAAUUACUGGGCCCUACCACCUGUUCUGGAAAUACCUGAAGAGAAGUAAGUUAAAAUUCAUGUGUAAAAUGCCACUCAUUAAAUACCAAAGUACAGUCUCUAAGAAGUAGUAGUGUGUUUAAAAGAAGAUCACAAAAUGAAAAACCGGUAUUUUAAAAAAUUUUUUAAAUCAUUUGAAAUAAAAUAGACACUGUUAAACCCCCUGCCACUGGAAAUAACUUUGGUUCCUAUUUGAAUUAUACCGUAGAAUGUUUUGGACUGUGUACUUUUUAAUUUUGUAGCCUGCUUUUCUUCUGUGAACUGUUGUAUUUCUUUCCUUGUAUUUCAGAGUUUGUUAACCUUAUCCCCGGUGAUUGCCCUCCAAAGGAGCUCUUCUGAAUAGUUUUCCUAGUUGCCUUCCAACCUAAUGAAAGGUCAAUGUCACAUUUAAUGUGUCUGUAUCAUUCGUGAUUUGUGGGGUGGUGCAAAUAAAUGUAAAUAUUUAAGUUUUUAAAAAUUUCCUAAGAACGAGUUUUUGCCCUCUUUGACAAAAGUGUUUUACUUUAUUUUUGAAUGAAUGUUUUAAAUAUUUUUCAGGAUAUAGUUUUUUGAUGACUGCAUGACACUUUAUUGUAUGGCUGUACUAUAAUUUAUAGCUUACCCUCUAAAAUGAAGAUUGUUUAACAUUGUGAGGUUUUGCCAUUUUAAAUAAUUUUAAAUAAACUUGCUCAUUCCAAGAA